AUGGAGUCAACAACUAGUGAUCAUCAUGUAAUCUCAGUUAGGAAUGUUGAUGGGGAGGUUGUUGCUAAUGAGGAGCACAAGAGGUUCAACUGUUCAGUUUCAUCCAUUGUCUCAAAGAAAAUCCACAGCUCUCUUGUCCCAGUUUCUUCCUACCUGAGGGACAAGACCAAAAGUGAGCAUGAUGCCAACAAGGUGAUUCACAGCAUCAAAGUUGGAAUGUCUCUAGUUUUGGUUUCGCUUCUCUACUUCUUAGAUCCUCUUUACGAUCAAGUCGGAGAUAAUGCAAUGUGGGCUAUCAUGACCGUCGUCGUCAUCUUUGAAUUCUAUGCAGGAGCGACACUUGGGAAGGGGUUGAACCGAGGAAUGGGAACCAUAUUAGGAGGUGGCCUGGGCUGCUUAGCUGCAGUUAUAGCCCAGGUCGUUGGUGGGGUUGGCAACUCUAUCAUUAUUGCUGCUUCCGUCUUCAUCUUCGGGGCUGGUGCGACGUAUUUUCGACUGGUUCCGAGCAUAAAGAAGAGGUACGAUUAUGGAGUGAUGAUAUUCAUCCUGACAUUUAAUCUGGUGGUCGUGUCCGGGGUUCGAGCCGAUGAAGUGUUGAAGAUAGCACGGGAUCGUCUCUUAGCCAUCGUCCUGGGUUUCGUUGUCUGCAUUUCUGUCAACUUGUUCGUCUUCCCCUUGUGGGCUAGCGACGAGCUUCAUCACUCUACCGCCUCCAAAUUCCAUGACCUCGCCAAUACUAUUCAAGGCUGCUUGGAGGAAUAUUUCCAGUCGGACAGUGAAAAGGAAAACGCUAAAAUAAAUACUAGUUGCUGCAAAUCGGUGCUGAACUCCAAGUCAAAGGAUGAGUCACUGGCAAAUUUUGCAAAAUGGGAGCCCUGGCACAGAAGAUUUGGAUGUUCAUACCCUUGGGAUAAGUAUUUAAGUAUUGGAGACGUCCUUCGAGACUUAGCUGCAAUUAUUCUUGCUCUGACCAGCUGCCUCCAAUCAUCCAGACAGGCUAAGGAAUGGGAAAAGGAAACACUACUAAAAGAAGCAUGUGAAGGAAUUGGAUCAAGUAUUGCAUGGAGUUUAAGAGAAGUUGGAGAUAGCAUUAAGCAAAAGAGGAAGUUGAAGGCAGAGAGUGAGAUCUUAGCAAAGUUGAAAGCAGUAAGAGGAGAGAUGAGCUCCAUGAUUGGAAGGUACAAGAUGGCAGAAAGUGAGAAUAAUGAUAGUAAUUUGGCAAUUGCGAGCUUAUUAGUGUUGUUAAUGACAGAGACGGUGGACAAGGUAGAAGAAUUGGCAAAAGUAGUGGAUCAACUUGGAGAAAUUGCUGGCUUUUCAUUCUGACGCAUCUAGUACGAGUUAGUGGCACAGAACUAGUAAGCACAAAGACAUGUAUGUGCCAAUUUUGGCCCCCCUGUAUUAGAGAGUCACACGGUGAUGAAAGCCAUCAUAUAUAAUAUUUAUACGUGAGCGAUAAUGAAUAUUUGCACCUCUGCUUAUAGACUUGGGGUGGGUUUAGGUAUAUAUAUGUAACUCUGCAGCUUUAAGGGC
Messenger RNA from Neltuma alba, 1533 nucleotides. RefSeq names its product aluminum-activated malate transporter 13-like. The coding region runs from base 1 to 1326 and encodes 441 amino acids. The record is from RefSeq and is a predicted model, not a curated record. Gene Ontology annotation, biological process: malate transport. Lineage: Eukaryota; Viridiplantae; Streptophyta; Magnoliopsida; Fabales; Fabaceae. The transcript is spliced from 6 exons.